UGGUUUGAUCUUUAACUUAUCAACGUUUUCAGGGUGGGCGAACUACGUAAUUUUCAAUUUUAACAAUUAUCAUUCCUCGCUUUGUUUCAUUCACAGCGUGUUUCUAUUUUGAUUCUAAUUAAUUGACAUUUGCUUCAUUUGUUACGAUUGCAAACUUGACAAAACAAAGGAACUCUUUAUUCAGAGUUUUUCUUUUCUAUGGAGGGUUCUAGUGCACUCGAAACAACAAACCUUUCACUCGCAAAUGCCAACGAGCAAUUUUCUUCCCAGACCAAUAUUUUGGCAAGUAUUUUGGCAAAUAUAGACGAGGAAUCUACACGUAAACCUGGUAGAAACGCUAUAAUUGCUUCGGAUUCUCCUUCAGGAACAUUAGAUCGAAUGUUAGACCGAAAUACAUCAAAAUCUGACGAAAUGAAAAACUCUAAUGAUCAAACGGGUGAAUUUGAAAGAUUCGAGAACGUCGAACUUGAAAAGGAAGAGAAACAUCAUGAACCCAAAAAAAUGUACCGUGUGCAGAAGAAGAAUAAUCGAUACUAUUUCCAGCAUCCCUACUGCCGACUGAUUAUAGCUUAUGUUAUUGUCUUUCUCAAUUUCCUGAUAUAUGCAGAAGAUCCUGUGUCACACAGUGUGGUUGAAGCUGAAUUACCUGUUGUGGGAAAUGAUGUUGGUUUUUUAAUCUUUAGUAAUAUUCCGACGCCACAAAACGAUCAAACUGAGCCUGGAGUCCGAAACUUGCAGUCAAAAAAUCAAAAAUUGAAGUCAACACGUUUAUGGGAAGCCAUAUGGAACGCGCAUCAAAUUGUUCUUUAAUAAUUGUUCCAGUAAUUGUUCUAAUAACUGUUCUACUAAUUGUCCUAAUAAUUGCUUAAAUAAUUGUGCAAAUAAUUAUUCUAAUAUAUAUUCUAAAAAUUG
Xenia sp. Carnegie-2017 is the source of this 912-nucleotide messenger RNA. RefSeq lists its product as uncharacterized. The record is from RefSeq and is a predicted model, not a curated record. Lineage: Eukaryota; Metazoa; Cnidaria; Anthozoa; Malacalcyonacea; Xeniidae. Bases 199 to 810 code for a protein of 203 amino acids. Gene Ontology annotation, biological process: intrinsic apoptotic signaling pathway in response to endoplasmic reticulum stress. The transcript has 3 exons.